ACUGGGGCGGCGUCCACGCCUCCUGCCCCGCCGCCGGCCCUGGGGCCUGUGCUCCUGCCUCAGCUGGCGAGCUGCAGUACUCGGCUUCGCGGUUCCUGGAGAGGCUGCAGUAGCUGCGGUUGGGGCUCAGGAGAAGUCACGAGAGCGGUGGUGCUGGGAGGCUUGGCCAGCUGGACAGCAGGCGUCCGCCACGCGGCCGAUGGUGUUUGCUACUAAUGGGUAUAAGCAAGUUAGAUGUCCUGUACAGGAGACUUCUCCUCACAAAACUUUUCAUCAGAGGAUGGGGAAGACCAGAGGACCUCAAAAGACUCUUUGAAUUCAGAAAGAUGAUCGGAAAUCGAGAAAAAUGCCAGAAUCUGGUUUCCAGCGAUUAUCCAGUGUACAUUGAUAAGAUUGAAGAGCAGUCAGACUGUAAGAUCCUGGAUGGACACUUUGUCUCUCCAAUGGCUCACUGUGUGCCUGGCAUCAUGCCAGUUGAAUCGGUUAUUGCAAGGUUCCAAUUUAUUGUGCCUAAAGAAUGGAACAGCAAAUAUAGACCUGUAUGCAUUCAUCUUGCUGGAACAGGAGACCAUCAUUACUGGAGGCGACGAACAUUGAUGGCCCGUCCUAUGAUUAAAGAAGCCCGGAUGGCUUCUUUGUUGUUAGAAAACCCUUAUUAUGGCUGCAGGAAACCCAAGGACCAAGUGAGAUCCAGCUUAAAAAACGUGUCUGACCUCUUUGUGAUGGGAGGAGCUCUUGUGCUGGAAUCUGCAGCUCUCUUGCACUGGCUGGAGAGGGAAGGCUAUGGGCCUCUGGGCAUGACUGGAAUAUCCAUGGGAGGACACAUGGCCUCCUUGGCAGUAUCCAACUGGCCUAAGCCCAUGCCCUUGAUUCCUUGUCUGUCUUGGUCCACAGCAUCUGGGGUCUUCACUACGGGUGUAUUGAGUAAAUCCAUCAACUGGAGGGAACUGGAGAAGCAAUAUUAUACACAAACUGUCUAUGAAGAAGAAAUUAUUCACAUGCUCGAAUACUGUGGAACAGAUUCUUUCAAAAUGGGACAAGAGUUUGUGAAACGCUUCCCUAGCAGUGUAGACAAAUUAUCCAACCUUAAUCUGGUUUCCAGAACUUUAAGUUUAGAUGUGACUGACCAAGCUGACGCAAAUCAUACUGAGUGCCAUGACUCUAGUAAAACAUCGACCAGUGCUAUGUCAAGACUCCUGAUGCAAGAUCCUUCUAAGAUAGAGAGCUUGAAUACAACGCUUUCAAUCAACAAAAGUUGUUACACAACUUACAACCCUCAGUCCUGCCACCCACUCAGCAAGGAACAACAAAGAAACAAUCUUCAGAAAGAGUCUUUAAUAUUUAUGAAAGGAGUCAUGGAUGAGUGCACUCACGUAGCAAAUUUCUCAGUUCCAGUUGACCCCAGCCUCAUUAUAGUGGUACAAGCCAAAGAAGAUGCCUACAUUCCACGGACAGGAGUUCGAAGUCUACAAGAAAUCUGGCCUGGUUGUGAAAUCCGAUAUCUAGAAGGGGGUCACAUUAGUGCAUAUCUUUUCAAGCAAGGACUCUUCAGACAAGCCAUCUAUGAUGCAUUUGAACGCUUCCUCCAUAAAUACGCUAACUAAUUGGAUCACUGUUGUAAAACAGUGCAGCCAUCCCAUUUCCUACAAGAGGAAUUUUCAUCCUGUGACCAUAUGAACAAGCAGUACUGUAUAUCCAGUACUGUAUAUCCAACUUACUCUGGAAUUCAGAAUGUUAAAUACAUUUCAAUAACUUAAAAACUGAAUUACCUAAUUGUGAAGUGUUUUGUUACUGUUUGUGAGAAUCCCAUAUGCUUUAUUCUGUUGUUACUAUUUAUGAAAACUUUACAUUUUUAAUUAUAAUUUAUUAACUGACAGUAAAUUUAUUCCUAGAACCCCUGUUGGUUUUUAAUGGAAUUGCUAAAACGAAGAUUGUAGUACAUCAGCCUGUACUGUAUACACCUUUAUGACAUUUCUGCUACUAACUUGAUUUGAAAAUGUGUUUGUGUUCAUAUGUGAUGAAUUCAUAAUCUACUUUCAACUUUAAUUUUCUGACAUAGAAAUACUUACAAUGAGCAAAAUCAGUAGUGACUUUGAAUUCUAAAAAAUCUUGAGUGCUUGAAGAUAAGUGCUUUUAAUAAUUAAAAUGAAUGUUGAAAUGUAGAUAAGAUAAAUAUUUAGACUGGGCUAGACUUUAAAUUACUAUCAAAGACAGGUUGGAAGAAAAAUCCCAAGUGGGGAUGUAGCUCAGUGGAGUGCUUAUCCGGCAGGCUUAAAGCCCCUCAUUGCCAAACACAUUUCCCCUACUUACGAGUUUUAAAAAGUGGAAAUAAUGAAAGAUCUUUGCAUUCAUUGAUGGAUUCUGUGUCUAAAUUUCUUGGGUACUUAUUCUUCUAUUUGCUAAGAAUCUGACUUUUGCCCAAGUACUUAACACCUCUGGCUUCUUAAUUUCAGAAUUUAAUAGCCAUGUAUGAGGUUGAUUUCUCCCAUAUAAACUUUAUUUUACAGAAAGGCUUCAAAGUUUUAUAUACUACUUUUAAAUGAGGUGUUUUACGGCUAGAUUCGGUGCUUUCUUUAAUUGACAGCUAAAAUGCUUAAGGCAACAAAAUAUUUUGGAGUAUUGUGUGAAGGUUUAGAGUUCAGUGUAUUUGGGUUUUAUUUGUUUGAAAUCUGUGUUCAUGAAUUAUUUAAAAUAUGUGUUAGUAGUGUAGUAAGGACAUGUGGAAUAUAAGUGCCUUUGCAGCCUUUUAAAAAUUUGUCACCAAUGCCUCCAUCAUCCUAAUUUUUUACUGCUAUUUUAAAAUGAUUAAUGUGAAGUUAUUGACAGCCAAAUAGUAACGUCUUUGAAACUGCUUUGGUAUAACAAGCCAACAUUAUACAGCUACUAGGGCUAUAGCAGUUCUGCAUAUUCAGAACAGAACCUUUAGUUUUAAGUAAAAGUACAAAACCUACUGAAGUUCUUCCACAAAUACACCUUAUGGAUAAAGUAGAACUUACUGUGAACUGAACUGCAAUGACUUUUUUAUAUUGUAUAUAUAGUAAGGUGGUAUUACUGAAUGCUUUUUGGACAACAGUUUUGGAAGGACUAACAAACAAACACUUCAUUCUUUCCACAUAAACACUUCUUAUUAAGCAAUAACAAACUAUGGUGUGUACUUUUCUAUUGGUAAAAGAAUGAGAUUUUGAUACAGUUUCAAUUACUAUUUUUCCCAAAAUAAAAUGU
This is a messenger RNA of Castor canadensis (American beaver), 3222 nucleotides long. It is a transcript of the gene Abhd18, whose product is annotated as abhydrolase domain containing 18. Lineage: Eukaryota; Metazoa; Chordata; Mammalia; Rodentia; Castoridae. The record is from RefSeq and is a predicted model, not a curated record.